Messenger RNA from Chionomys nivalis (European snow vole), 5805 nucleotides. It is a transcript of the gene C1galt1, whose product is annotated as core 1 synthase, glycoprotein-N-acetylgalactosamine 3-beta-galactosyltransferase 1. The coding region runs from base 272 to 1387 and encodes 371 amino acids. Gene Ontology annotation, molecular function: N-acetylgalactosaminide beta-1,3-galactosyltransferase activity. The record is from RefSeq and is a predicted model, not a curated record. The transcript has 4 exons. NCBI's taxonomy places the organism in Eukaryota, Metazoa, Chordata, Mammalia, Rodentia, Cricetidae. Gene Ontology annotation, cellular component: membrane.
CCUCGCAGACCCCUGGGUGGUGACUGCUCCGUGGGCGGGCCGUGGUCAGGCCGCGCGGCGGGGAGGGGCGGAGCGAACGGCGGGAGCGAGCGGCGGGAGCGCGCGCCGGGCCCGCCUCGGCCGCCGCCGCCGCCGGGGGAUGAUCUGGGCGGCCGCGGGCGGCCCUGGCUAGCGGCCCGUGCCCGUGCUGCGGCCGGCCGGGGCAGCGAAGGUCGAGGGUCGCGUCGUCCUCCUCCCCGCCUCCGGGAGGGGCGAGAGGGAGCCGCGGCUGAUGUCAGAAAUACACUCUCGGGAAAUGGCCUCUAAAUCUUGGCUGAAUUUUUUAAUCUUCCUCUGUGGAUCAGCAAUAGGAUUUUUUUUAUGUUCUCAACUAUUGAGUAUUUUGUUGGGAGACGAGGGUGACACCCAGCCUAGUAUGCUUCAUAAUGACCCUCAUGCUGGACAUUUAGAUGAUAAUGGACACAGUCACCUCAAGGGACAAGUGGACUUCAAUGCAGACUCUAGCCAACAUAAAGAUGAGAACACGGACAUUGCUGAGAACCUCUAUCAGAAAGUUAAAAUUCUUUGUUGGGUUAUGACAAGCCCUCAAAAUCUAGAGAAAAAGGCCAAACAUGUCAAAGCUACAUGGGCCCAGCGUUGUAAUAAAGUAUUAUUUAUGAGUUCAGAAGAAAAUCAAGACUUCCCUACUGUGGGACUGAAAACCAAAGAAGGCAGAGAGCAGCUCUACUGGAAAACAAUUAAAGCUUUUCAGUAUGUGUAUGACCAUUAUUUAGAAGAUGCUGAUUGGUUUAUGAAAGCAGAUGAUGACACAUAUGUCAUACUGGACAAUCUGAGAUGGCUUCUGUCAAAGUAUAACCCUGAACAACCCAUUUACUUUGGGAGAAGAUUUAAGCCCUAUGUGAAGCAGGGAUACAUGAGUGGAGGAGCAGGGUAUGUACUAAGCAAAGAAGCCUUGAGAAGAUUUGUAGAUGCAUUUAAAACAGAGAAAUGUACACAUAGUUCCUCCAUUGAAGACUUAGCCCUGGGAAGGUGCAUGGAAAUUAUAAACGUGGAAGCUGGAGAUUCCAGAGACACCACUGGAAAAGAAACUUUCCACCCGUUUGUACCAGAACACCACUUAAUCAAAGGUUACCUACCGAAAACAUUUUGGUAUUGGAACUACAACUAUUACCCUCCCGUAGAGGGUCCUGGUUGCUGUUCUGAUAUUGCAGUUUCUUUUCACUAUGUUGAUUCGACAACUAUGUAUGAAUUAGAAUACCUCGUUUAUCAUCUUCGUCCGUAUGGCUACUUAUACAGAUAUCAACCUGCCUUACCUGAGGAUAUACUAAAAGAAAUUAAUCAAGCAAACAAAAAUGAAGAUACAAAAGUAAAAUUAAACAACCCUUGAAAGAAGACCGUGGACUGAGGUCAAAUGGUCUACAUUGCACUGAAGGACUUCUUUCUGACAGAAUCCUGAAAUCCCAGUGAGGAACUGAUUGGAAGUAAAUAUUCCAUAUAGAAUUUUUUCCAAUGGAUGACUAUAAUCUGAAGCAUUUAAAGAGCUGUGAAGUCUGUUAAAAUGUGUUUUGAUACAGUAAUAUAUAAAUAUAAAUAUAUAUGAAGAAUUUGUGUUUUAAAUGGUAAUAGAAGAGCUAGGGAGGCUCUGUCCUCUGUUCCUGACAGUGUGUGUUGUUGUCACCGGAGCUGGAGGGGUUCCGUUUGUGGUCACCUACUACGCCGCACCGUGAGAACACAAUGCUGAACAGAUCUGCCUUAAAACUAGAAAGAAAUACUGUCACUCAGUAUACACUCUGCUCAUGUGUAUGAUACAAACCAGCCUCCCAGUUCCCGCCUGAAAACUUUGCUGUGAUUGUAUGACUUAAAAUUGGCAGUGUUUCCUCAAGAAGAAAUAGACUAAGAAUGCCCCCUGAAGUUCACUAAUAAACCACAUUUUCCAAUUAUUCUGGGCCUUGACUACAGUAUAUACUUAGUUCUAUAUAGAAUCAACCUUGUACCAAGUCCCCGUUGUCUCCUUUCCAAAUGUCUGACCCUUGAAUACCAUUUUCACUAUUCAUGCUUAUUUACUCAACGCAUUGACAGCAUUCUAUAAAACAUGCAUUUAAUAAUAUUCUGUUCCAAAAUUCACCCAUUAUUAAUUGUGGGUAACUUAAUUAAAUUUAAUGCUGUUUGGACAAGCUUUUCUUGUAUUGGUACCACUCUCGGGAAUUAUUAAUGGCAUUGUAAAUCGAUUAUUCGAAGUCUUUCCAACUAUAUAAUUAUUGUUCCUUUUAUUUUCAUUCUGUGGAGAUGGAAUUUGUUGUGCCUUUCAUAACUUGCUUAAAGCACUUUUAAAAUUAAUUUUAUGUCUGAUGUGCCUGUUAACACUGGCAAAAAUUUUUGAAUGUGGCUUUUGGCCAGAAUUAAUUAAAAACACUAGCAAGUAAAGAACACAGACAAACUAAACUGGCAUCUAUUUUAUUUGUAAAUACCAAUUCUGUCAUGCUGAAUUCUCACUUGGAGAUGGUUGUCGUGCUGUGGUCCUAACAGCAGAGCCCCAUUCGAAACCGCGUCAGAAGCAGUGUGGACAGUCCUAACUCCAGGCUGCUGAGCGCUUCUGAGGGAUAGAGAACUUCUCUUUUUGUCAUUAGCAAUACUGAGUGUAGAACAGAAUAUUUUACAGAUUUUCCACUAGAUUUUUAAUUUUGAAUAAUUUACAUUUCUUAUUAUGCUAAUUUUGCAUGAUUAUUACACCACUGACUCUAACUGGCUAAAUAAUAAAUAUAACUUAUAUUUAUUGUGCCAAAACCAUAACCUCUAUAGGUGAUAUAUUUGAAGGGGUGGCUAUAUCAUUGGCUAGUUAUGGAUCACUCUGUCCACAUGAUGAAAAUCAACCAACUUUACAAAUUAAUUUGGUUUGGGUUGUUCUCAUGGUGGUGCCAUCUGCCGAUACCCGAGACUCUCUCCUCUGUUCUCUGAGCAGCUCUUUACCUGUGUUCCAUGUGUGUUACUCUUCUUUACUAACAGUUGCUCAUAGGAAGUGAAUGCUGUGGUGAAGCCUGGGCUGCAGAGUCAAGAAGCCUGCCCUAAGUUCCUCCUCCAUCACUGUUUUUGUAACCUUGAACAAUUUACUUAAUCUUUCUGUGCCUCAAUUUCCUCAUCUAAAAAUUAGGGAGAAUGAUACUACCUACCUCACAGGAUAUUAAUGAGAAUUAUAGAAAUGAAUAGACAUAAGGUUGUUAGAACAUUAUCUGGCCCAGAAUAGGGCAUGGUUUUAAGUAUAAGCUUUUACUCUGUUACCUUGGCGUAUAAAUAAUUUGAUUUAGGUAAAUGAGAUGAUCAAAUCAGAUUUGAAGGAAAUAUUUACGUAACAUACAAUCCAUCUGGUGCCGCUGUGUGCCAGAUACGGCGCUACUCUGUGCGUUUGUGUUAACGUCAAGGUGGGUGUUAGGCCAUGUUAUAGAUGAGGGAACUAAGGCUCAAAGAAUUCAGGUGUUUCCACUCACAGUGAUAGUAAGAAGGCCGGGAUUUAUGAUCCAGACCUGUGUGUGCUUUAUGUCAGCUCUAGGCUUAGUUUUAUGUAUAUAAACACAUACAUGUACAUAUAUGUACACACACAUAUAUGUAUGUGCAUAUGCACAUACAUACAUACACAUACAUGUAUGUAUGUAAUAAUGAGAUAUGUAUACACACAGACAUGAAUACUAUAUAACAUCUGGUACUUUUAGCCAAUAAUGGUCCAAGUGGUCAAACAACAUAAUUGGUAUAGUGAUUCAUAAAUUGUGAUUCUCACACCCUUACCUGGAGUUUGAGAUGGAGAUCUCAAGUGUUGAUUUUGAGCAUGAGGCCCUGGAGUAUACAUUCAUAACCAAAUACCUUCUAAAUUAGCACUGCUGGUAGCCUGUUGUGGCUCUCCCACCCUGCCCAGACCACCUAAGUCAGAAACUCCAGGAUAGUGGGUAGCAGUUCCAUUUAAAGAACUCCUGAAGUUAGUCUUACUAAUCCCAUGUUGAGAACCAUUACCUGUCUACCUACAUGAUUUUGGUGCAAAUAGUCUUUGGAACACUCAGGAUUUCUGCCCAGGACAGAGGCAUUUUUCAAAGACUAAAACAUGUCUAAAUCAGUGUAGUCCAGGACCAUACUAUAUUAAAGGUAAAAUGUUAGAGAGUUUAAAGGGCGCCCGUGCAUCAUUGGUUUCGGCAAAAUUCCUAAUUUUCCUAUAGUGACUCUUAUCAGGACCCUCAAAAGCUGCAAUUCUCCAAGUUUAGUCAUUUCUCACUAAGCAGAAAGGGUUCAGUAAGUACUAAUAUGUACAUAUGGAUUCAUUAAAACAUCUGUAAAUUAAUAUGGAAAAUAUCCAGUAGUUGCUAAAAAUUUGCAAUAGAAAUUGAAAAUGCUACUUUAUAAUAUGCCAAGAAUUUUCUGCUAAUAUCAGCUUAAGUUUUGUCACUUUCAAAAAUCCUUUGUCUGUCCUAUGAUCUAAUGAAGCAAAAUUUUUCUCCCAAGUAUAUGGUAGAGCCCAUUAAACAAGAUUUUAGGGGAUAAUGAUUUAUUUGCCAUCUUUUAGAUUAAGAUCUCUGCCGUGUGAAUUGCAGUGUGGUUUUGAGGCAUAAGAUUUAAUAAAGUCUCAUGUUCUCUAUUAGUAAUAUGCUUGUUUUUCUAGUGGGAAUUCAUAGAUACAAAGCAGGUUUUUAUCCCACUUGAACUCUUGGACGGUUUGAACGUUUCUGAAUUUCAGAGGUCAGUUUGCUACUACAAAGGAUGACAAAAUCACGGACCAGUUCAUACUGUUUUGAGUUGUGGUGAUUGGGUUUGCUGAUUGGUUAUUUUCGUAGUUGUUUCUUGAGUUUGAAUCGUUUUACCCUCUUAUCCUGUCAGACUGCAUUGCCAGAUGGAGACCCUGUUGUACUUGAAAGAUAUCCUCACUUGGUUUGUCAGCUCCUUCCUACCUGUUUCCUUGCACUCUCGGUUCAUGAGGUCAUUAUUCUGUAUUUGAUAUUUCCUUUAUGCUUAACCUCCACUUUUAGCUCCCUAUAGUGCUGUCUCCUUGUGGUUGACUUGGGUGACCAGAACGCCUGUCAUCUGUGAUGGUUUUAUUCCUACAUUAAGGUUUCCCAUGAGACUAAAAAUACAAUAGUAGUCUGCUGGCUCUCAGGCUACUUGCCCUAAUUGACCGUGUUCAGCAUCAAGCAAUUCUACAUCAGUAAUUAAAGGAAGUAAAGUUAUUUACCCCUCCUAAAAGAAAAGAAGAAAUACAUUGACUUCAUUUCACUUGAUUUGUAUUAGGCCUGCUAGAAACAUACAUGGGAAAUGUGGUAGACAAGCUGUGUGGUAUAUUUCACACUAACCUCUGUUGAUUAAAGAUGACUUACGGUUAUAAAUCAAGCUGUAUUGAAAUCUUAACAGUGAUUGAAAUGAGAACUUCAUGGUCUCUUUAGAGAAGCAACUUAAAAGCAGCAUUAGAGUUGAAUGUGCUUUGUUUAAACUCCCUUACCUCCUGAGGUUUUGGUUACAUUUGUUAAGUGUGAGCAACUAUGCAGGGCGCUAUAAGUGAGUGGUCUACGUGAAGUGUACUUUCAGAGGGAAACUAGCCUCACUGCUGAGCAGUGUGUUGUAUUAUACAUUGAAUGUUUGUGUUUUGGAAUUUAAAAUUUAUUUAAAGUAAUAGUGUCAAUGAAGGGUUUAAAAAUGUCUGGUGACUUGCUUAUUUUAAGUAAUCACCAUUAGUCAGAAAAAUGUAUUUUUAAAUGUUUUUUAAAGUGCCUUUUGAGAAUUUUUAAACAGUGGAUUCAAACAACUGCAUAAAAUAAAUGACCAUGUUCAAAUUUG